This is a messenger RNA of Coturnix japonica (Japanese quail), 3879 nucleotides long. The record is from RefSeq and is a predicted model, not a curated record. Lineage: Eukaryota; Metazoa; Chordata; Aves; Galliformes; Phasianidae.
AUCACCUGUUUGUAUGUGUUUCCCUAAACACUAGAGAUUUAGGUACAUCCAGAGAAGGAACAACCACAUUAUCCAGUGGAGUAGAAAACAAACAUGAGAAGAGUUUAAAGCCUAACAGUGCUUUCAGCACAGGAUGUUUCAGGGUGUACUCUGUCAGCAAAUAAUUACCAAGCAGCAGCAGGUUGCCUCUCGUUAUGGGGUUAGUGAUUAAAGUGUUAACCGGAGCCUCCCGUAGGUGCAGCCGUGACUCAGGGCGCACUCCCACAGCUGCGGGGAGGAAGGAAAGUGGGAAGGUGAACACUCCCAACAUGCACUGAGGUGUGGGGAGUGUCCUGGCUUUCCAGCACUCCCAGUUUGGUGAGCAAAACAGUAAUUAGCAGAUCCGUGAGUUCCAUGGGGAAACAGAGGUAGCUGUCAGCUCGAGCCAUGCUGUCAUGCUUCUUCCAAGCUGCAGGUAACAGCUCAUUGGGUUGUGCGACAGGAAAAGGGGAGAUGUUGGUUGCUUCCUUCACUGAAUGAACUUGAGUUUGGUCUCGCUGUCAGUGCUCGAAGGGCAACCAGCAGAUUUAAGUUUCAUCUCUUCUGAAUAAAUGAAGAAAGUGACUAUGAAAGCACAGCAUCUUCCUUCUGUUGCCAUCAAUGAGGAGAAAUUUAUAACCAGAGAGCAGCUCCAUUCUCUUCUGAAGACCUAUAACUCUUAUUAUUCUGAUCAAGAAAAUCUGCAACUGUCAUAUGAUCAGCGAGAAGGAAAUAAACCAUUUAUUGAAGGAAUCUUAUCAAUCUUUUGGGGAGUUCGACAUCCUAUCCGCUUAAAAAUUCAGGAUGAGAAGCAGAUACCCUCUUUUGUAACCUUGAAGUCAACAGAGAAUGUGGGCUUGUUCCCCAGUAAAAGGGGAAUGACACGAUGGGGAGAAUUUGACGAUCUGCAUCAUAUUAGCGGGGAGACAUUGAAAUCUACUGAAGAGGAGCUGAACUCUGAGAAAAGUUAUUCAUAUUACGAAAGCAGCACUCUGAAGUCCAAGAGCAAGCAGGAACAUGACUGUGCUACUCUGCCCAGGGCGGUCAGUACUGCUGCAGCUGUAAGGAAGAGGACCAAGUUCCCCAUGAUCGCAAGAACAGAAGAAGAAACUCACAGAUUUUCUAUUAAUGGCCAUUUCUACAACUAUGAGACAUCGGUUUUCACUCCAGCUUCUGGAUCAGAAACCAAAAUAAGAAUUAACAGCCACAUGAGAACAAGAGAAGUAAUAGAACAACUGCUUCGAAAGUUCAAGAUAGAAAACAGUCCCCAUGAAUUUGCACUUUAUAUAAUCCAUGUGUCCGGAGAAAAGAAGCAGCUGAGAAGUGGAGACAUUCCCUUACUGCACAGACUCCUGCAGGGGCCAUCAGAGAAGGCUGUCAAGUUUUUUCUCAUGGACAGGGAUGUGGAAGAGGUCAGCAGCGAUGUUGCUCAAUAUAUUCAAUUUCAUCUUCCCUUUUUGGAAUCAAUUCUGCACAGGUUAAACAAAGAAGAGGAACAGGAGAUUCAACAGACAAUUGCAAAAUACCAUAAAGAGAAGCGUAUGAUAUGCCAGCACCUUCAAAAUCGGACUUCUAAAAAAACAGAGACUACUGUUUGAUGUGAAUGGCAUAUUGCAACUAUCACCCACUGCCUUUGGCAAAGGAAAGUCUGUUUUCUUGAAUGUGCCAUCACUGGGGAGCACUUAGAGCACAAGGGUGUGCAAAGUGCUUCUUUUGAUAAUUAUGCAGCUGAAACUGCAUAUGCUCCACUAUGGCUCUGGAAUACAAGUUGGGGACCACCUAAGAAGAUGGACUAUAUCAUCCAAAGAACGAAGUCUGAAUCUAACUUGAAACUUCAGAUUGGGAAAAAUCCUGUGCUGAAAAGUACUAGGCUUUAAAGUCUUCUAUAUUCCAAACCAUUACCAAGAGUCUAGUAUAUAGGCAAAAUGUUGCAAUAACCAGUGUGCUAGUUGUGCCAAAAAUAAGAAAAGAAUGUAUAUGACUUUUCUUCUAUUAGAAAAAAAAAAAAAAAAGAUAAAUUUUGUUAGGAGGAAGCUUUUCUGUAGAGUUAAGUGGCAAAAGGUAUUUACAUAUCUAAGAUUGCAGUUAGGCAUUUCACAUAGCUUACAAAAACACCUAUACAAGAGAGACCUGAAAGCCCAGUGGUUUUCAAUUGGUAGGUACCUAACUAGUCUAAGCUUUAACUCAACGUCUGAAAAGUAUAAAUCGAAGUUCACCAUCUUCAUGGCUACUCUGCUCUUAAAGUAUGAGCAAAGAUAUCUCUGACAUGCAUUUUAAGCUCCAGAGAGUUCCCACUAAGUAUUAUGGCAUUUGCUUGACUGAGUGCUAGAAGGCACCCCAUGCCUUUUUUCAUUGAGACAGAUUAUUCCAUAUUACUUCCUGUGUUUUCUUCUUGGAGAAGGAAAGGAGAAGUGUUUAGUGAGAGGCUGACAUCACAGCUCUUAUAGCAUGGGGUUGGCAUCCUUCUGCAGAUGAAGUUUUUGGGCAGUCUGACACUUGCACAGCAUACAUUCCCCUGUCAGGUCCUGUGUGGUUCAGUCAUGCUGAGUAGUAAAGCUCAAAUUGUAGAGAUGUAAAUAAAAUGUGCACAAUUAAGUGCCCUCCUGCAGUACCUUGUCUUUAAAUGUGAUGUCUGUGUUUUGUACCAGCUGCGUUUGGUUUCUGCAGAUAAUAGGAUAUACAUGCUGAGAGGGAGGGAAUUGGUGUACAGAAAAUGAUGUCUAGAAAUCGCGUGGAAUAAAUCAAGUGCGAAAAGCUGUACUCCCUGUGAGGUGAUGUUACUUGGAUGGUAACUCAAAAAUGAGAAGUCAUUGUGCUAAUUAAACUAUUGUGCUUGGGGCAGGUGCUUAUUUCAAUAUGCAGUCUAUUAUAAUCCUACACAGGAAAUUGUUAUGGGUAUGGGAACACAGAGGGGAGAAAUAAAAACAAUUCAGUAGUCAAGUAAGAUGCAUGGCAAUUGUAACAGUUGCCUUGGGUAUGCCAAUGUCAGUUUGUUGAAACAACAGAAUUAUGCACACAAGCAUCAUUGAAAUUUCACAGGUGAACCAUUCAAAUAUUGAUUAUUGAAGCGUUUAGGAUAUAGGAAACUCGACAUAAAACAUCACAGGUUGGACUUGUAGGGUCAAAUUUCAGUGAAGUCUAAGUUAGCCUACAGUUAUGUCUUCUUGUCCAAAACCAAGUAGAUGUCAGCUUAAACCAAAUCAAGCACUGUCAUUUUUUGUUCACCUGCAGACAGGUAUGUUUUGGCACCAACUGACCAUAGUGAGACACUAGAAACUACGCUAAAGUAUGAGAACAUACCCCUUGGCCUGAAUUUCUUGCUUUGUUCUGCCUAAAUUACUCUAAGGAGCAAAGAGCAGGUCUGAAACACGGAGCAAUAUGCAGAGAACUCAAACUUAAGAGCAGGGAGAAAAUCUAGCCUGCAUUCAAAAUACUGCAAGUGCUGCAUCUGCUCAUUGUUUUAACCAGAAGAAAGUAUUCAAGUUUUAUUUUUAAUGUAGCUAGCCUAUUUCUGUUGUGCUUCAUUUGGUAAAUGCUUGUGGUUGUAUGAAUGUGCAGUAUGAGAGCAGUGGAGCAUGAUAUGGUUGUAAUUCUUUGCUCUGAGAUCUGAAAAGCUAGAGACAGUGUCAGUGCACUGACCAUGUGGAAAAGCAUUUGCAAAGCAGAUUAUCCAAUCCUGUAAGUCCCUGAGUUGAAUCAUUUUUUGCCAUCAUCUGAUAUUAAAUACUCAGAUCUCACUGAGUUCACUUGUCUUGCUGAACUGGGACUAAAUGGUACUGAAAAACUAACAAUGGAGCCUGGCACAAGUACAAAUGUAGGUUGCUGGGUUUAAAGCACUAGUGAAAUAAAGCUGCUGUGUUA